Messenger RNA from Sclerotinia trifoliorum, 2048 nucleotides. NCBI's taxonomy places the organism in Eukaryota, Fungi, Ascomycota, Leotiomycetes, Helotiales, Sclerotiniaceae. The record is from the annotation of a GenBank genome assembly.
ACGCUAGCCAUCCCCAACUAGAAAUGCCAGGUUGAACCUCGAAUUCUGUCUUCAAAUUUUAAACAGUAGCGAGACAAUAUCCCCUUCGUCAUCACCAUGCCAUCAGAGCUCUACCUCCACUUCAAGAAAAUACAAAAGUUUUGCGACGGGACGCCCGACAUAGAUCUUGCCGAUAUGUCUGGAGAUAACUUCGUGUAUGGUUAUUUCCUUUGGCCUGACUUUAGAAGUCUUAAGAACCCGCCAAUCUUAGAGAAUCAGCUCGAUAGCAUUGGUUAUAAUAUUGAUCUGACUGACUCUGAACUCACUGGUCCAAUUUUGGGUCCAGCCUUGGGUGACGAGGAUUUUCUUGUUCAGAAAUUGGAUUUGGAGCACAAAAGAAUCGCCGAGGAACCUUUUGAAAAUAUUCCAAUAGGAUUAUAUGAACAUAAAUUUUUUGAUGGUAGGAGGCAGAGUUAUGACACUAUUAUGAGGUAUGUUUUUGGUUCUAUUAUCAAGUUUCACCGUUUGAGACUGACUUGUUCUAUCCACGUAGAGCUGGAGAAGGAAUGCAAAUACCAACAUGGACACAUAAAGGUUUCGAUGUUCCCGUUGAUAAUGAGGACGUUAGUCUUUCAUCCGCUCCUAUGGCCCUUCUAUCGUCCUUUUCCUAAUCCUUACCCAGAACCUUUGGCAAUAUUUUUACUAAUACCUGCUGCGCAGAUCGCUUCGCUAGAUCAUCAGGAAGUUCGCAAAGCUCUUAGAGACUACGACAUGGCCUACCACACCAACUAUCUAAACUCAGCUUUCCAACCAGAAGCUACAUCAGAUCCACCGCCGAAACCUAGUGCUAUGACAAAUUGGUAUCGAAAGGGUCCCAUAGGGUGUGGCCCAAAACCUCCUCCAAAAGUGCGACAGGAUGCCGCGGAUAGGAUUGCUGAGGAUUAUAGAUUGUUUCUUCAAGAAGUUACUCCAGCCAAAAAUAAUUGGGAAGUUGAGAUGAGUGGAGCGAAUACGAGCAAUGAAUUAGGAACUGAUGAUACAGAAGAUACCCUCGUGAGACGCACUGCAAAUGAUGCUCCUGGUUCUUCAGAAUGUAUCACUGGAGCGGGUAUAGGAGUUGUCUCUACAAAUGCACCGGAUGCUGCUGGGAGCAAUACACCAGGCCCACUUGGGUACAAUUUUGGAGUUGGCGGAAGAAGGGGUAAGGUUAGCCUUGUAGGACCUGCUAGAUACAGCUUUGGAUCGAUCCGGAGAGAUACUGUUGGUAUGAGAGGAAACGAUGGAAGAAAUAAUUCGAACAGUUCUCGGCGUCUUUGUCCAGAACAUGAUUAUACUUCAAGGUCCACAAUGUAUCUCAGCGGGGAUUCAUCCAACAUCAACACUCAAGCCAUCAGGGGAAGUCCAAUCUCAAUGUUUUACUCAUCAAAACACAUUUACCUCUGAAGCUUCGGGCGAAUGCAUCCUUCAAACACCAUCCGUGGCGCUAGAUUACAGCAUUAAAAACUUGGCGACUCCAAAGUAUUUGAUCAAAAAGGGUUCAGGAGAUAGUGAUGAUGGGGAGUGGCUGUCAGAAAAGAAGCAAAAGGCUACUAAGAGGAGUACCACUAGGAAGACAGCCAUAAAUAAGACUACCACUCUUGGGGAAGCCGCUCGGAAGUCCGACACGCCUAUGGGUGAGAAGGCAAACGAGUUUACCUCCAGCAGCGCUUCUACAUCCAAUCUUAUCAAACGCGCUGCCACCCUGAAGGCCAAAAAUCCGAAAACUGCUGGCCGCAGGAAUGCCGUCCCCAAGAAUGCCGCCGCCGUGUCAGGCAGCCCUAAAUUUGGUACUUUCCAUACUUCCAAAGCUAAACCCCCUGCAGCUGCUACAAUCUCAAAUCCUAACCUCAUCCCCAAAUAUCCCACGCCUCGAAAAAGUGCUUCGAGAGAAAGUGCAGAUGGAAGCUGGGAGCCCGACGACGAUGAUAUGCACGGUGCUUAAGUAUUUCUUUCGGGACUAUGUGGAGUCUUUUGGAUCUGGCGUAAUUGAUUUUCGGCUUUUGAGGAUACUCUGCUUUACUUUACGUUGA